Molecule: messenger RNA, 1140 nt
Organism: Oryza sativa Japonica Group (Japanese rice)
Lineage: Eukaryota; Viridiplantae; Streptophyta; Magnoliopsida; Poales; Poaceae
Product: ADP-ribosylation factor 3
Biological process (GO): vesicle-mediated transport; intracellular protein transport
Cellular component (GO): cytoplasm; Golgi apparatus
Molecular function (GO): GTP binding; GTPase activity
Source: RefSeq, a predicted model, not a curated record
UGGAAUCUCUCCUAAAUCCACCAAACCAAACCAAACCGCUUCUCCCCUUUUCCCCUCCAAACAAAAAAUCCAUCCAUCCACCUUCCCCAUUCGGUGAGUCGUCUUCGUCGUCUUGGGUACUCGCGCGCGCCAGCUCACUCCCAGAUCUCCCCCCUCCUCUCCUCCCCGUCUCAGAUCUCCACCGCCGCCGCCGCCGAAACCCUAGCCCAGCCCCCCGCCUUCCGCCGCGCGCGCGGGGGUGACCUCCGCGCCGCCGCCGCCAUGGGCAUCGUCUUCACGCGGCUCUUCUCGUCGGUCUUCGGCAACCGCGAGGCCCGCAUCCUCGUCCUCGGCCUCGACAAUGCCGGCAAGACCACCAUCCUAUAUCGGCUGCAGAUGGGGGAGGUCGUCUCCACGAUCCCAACGAUUGGGUUCAACGUGGAGACGGUGCAGUACAACAACAUCAAGUUCCAAGUCUGGGAUCUCGGUGGUCAAACAAGCAUCAGGCCAUACUGGAGAUGCUACUUUCCAAAUACCCAGGCUAUCAUUUAUGUUGUCGAUUCAAGUGAUACAGAUAGGCUUGUAACGGCAAAAGAAGAGUUUCAUGCUAUCCUUGAGGAGGAUGAGCUAAAAGGUGCAGUUGUCCUUGUAUAUGCGAAUAAACAGGAUCUUCCAGGUGCACUUGAUGAUGCUGCCAUAACGGAAUCAUUAGAACUCCACAAGAUUAAGAGCCGUCAAUGGGCGAUUUUCAAAACAUCUGCCAUAAAAGGAGAGGGCCUUUUUGAAGGUUUGGACUGGCUCAGUAAUGCACUGAAAUCCAAAAGCAGCUAAUUUAGGAGCCUCUGUUCCAUGGAUCAUUGCUUGAUGGUAAAGAACAGGGACACUGCUCCCUUUUCCUCACAAGUCUGCGUGAGAACCCCCAUUCUCUUUGUUUUAACUCCAGAAGUUUUAUACCAUCGAUUAUCUGUAAAGUGCUUGUUAAAGUUUUCGGAUACGACUUUAGAUGUACCUCCAUAUUGAGAUCAAGAAUAGAUUUGUAGAAAAUGACGAGCAAACUGUCAGGACUCUUGGUCACUGGUGGCUUUACCCGUAAAUCCCUUCUAUUGUGACAUUUUUUUCCGAUGAUUGAACACGCCUAAUUUCCACCUUGUCGCCGAGUUU